This is a messenger RNA of Papaver somniferum (opium poppy), 1893 nucleotides long. RefSeq names its product putative F-box protein At2g02030. The record is from RefSeq and is a predicted model, not a curated record. Lineage: Eukaryota; Viridiplantae; Streptophyta; Magnoliopsida; Ranunculales; Papaveraceae. Gene Ontology annotation, molecular function: protein binding. Bases 250 to 1191 code for a protein of 313 amino acids. The transcript is spliced from 2 exons.
CUCACGCUAGAAGUGCUAGAAAAAUCGUUAUUGCAACGACACUACCAGCAGCAGCACUCUUCUUCUUCUCUCCUCCCUCGUCCAACAUCAAAAUGUCUGGAAGUGGAAGUGAAAUCCUGAUAUUAAUCUGGAAGCAGAAGUGGAAAUCCAUGCCUUCUUCUCCGAAAUCUCAAGAAGGUUAAUAUUCAAGCUUAUUCCACUUUUAUCAAGCCAUCUAUCGAUUUGUUGUUCACCAUUGUACCAACACUGAUGAAGAAGAAAAGAGAAUAUAGAAAAAAAGAGGACCUUCCUCCAGAUUUGAUUAUGGAAGAAAUAUUAACCAGGCUUCCAGUUCUGUCACUGCUCCGUUGUGCUGCUGUCUCAAAAGACUGGUAUAGAUUGGUUCAUAUUGAUAAACGUUUAACUGAUGCUCACUUUCUUCAAUCUCAAAAAAACCCCAAGUUUGUCUUUAGUCUUUUAAAUAGUGCGACUGAUACUCUAUUCCGGGGUCAUUUGUUUGAAUUUCCUACUGACUGUGUUCGCGAUACUCUAGUCCUUUGGCCUUUAGCUGGUUCUUUUCUCAUGGAAUCACAUGGUGAACUGGUUGGUUACAGUAAUGGUUUCCCUUGUAUGGCUAAUGUGAAUUGUUUUGGAACUUCUUACACGAUUUUGCAGCCAAGCAGGGGUGGUUUUAUCCAUAUUUAUCAUCCAUCCAUCUUAGGGGAACCUGUCUUUCAUGCUAGCACCAUCUGUCACGGAUUUGGUUUCGAUUCCUUAGCGAAUGAGUACAAGUUGGUAAGUGUUUUUCGUACCUCGCACAAGCAGCUUAACAUUCUUGUAUUUACAUUGGGUACUAAAUCAUGGAGAGAUAUCACUGCCACAAGCGCACACGUUGCACAUGAUGGUCAAACUAUUAGUUGGAUAAGAGCGUCCACCAGUAGUGACAGAUCUGCGGUCUUCUGUAGUUCUGGUAGUGAAUGUUUGGUUUGGAAGAUAAUAACAACUAUUGUGGGAGUGGAAGGAGCUAAUGAGAUGGAGAUGUUACUCUCGUUCAAUAUCCAUGAUGAGAAGUUUCAGUUUAUUCAACUCCCAUCUAAAGGUGCAACUGAUGAGCAGCAGCAGCACUUAUCUGUUACAUAUCCCCGUCUUCUGGAGUUCAAAGGAUUUCCUUGCAUUGCAUAUUUGGAAAAAAAUAAUUAUGUAAUGGAAUAAGUGAUUGUUAUCAUCGACCUCAACAUGAUCGUAAUGGUAGUAGUAGUAGUAGUUGCUGUUGUUGCUGCAAAGUUCAUUUGUAUUUAUUGAGGGGUGAAGCCAAGCAAGCCUGGGUUAUGGAGGAGAGUUUUGAUGCCCGUGUGAUUUCUUCUUGGAAAUCACCGUACUUUCCACCAGAUCCCUGUUGUUUUUGUAUCGGUAAUACAAGUACACCUCCAACUCGUAUCUUCAGUUUCUCUGACCAGAUUUUUCUGUACUGGUUUGAUGGUUACUAUUUGCAAGUUUACAACUUGCGUUCCAAAAAACUUAAGGUUGUAAGGCCCGAGCAUCCUGUACCGUGUGCUUUUUUUUGAAGCUAAGAUGAAAGAAUCUGCAUACAUCUCUGAUGAUGGUGACGAUAAUAUUUAUUGCUCUAAUAUGGAUUAUCAGCUGCACUGUCAAGGAGGUAACUUUCUUUCUCUGAAAUCCUUCAUACCUGAUGGGGUGGCAGGAGUCGAUAAUGCUGCUUAUAAGGAGUUGAUAUCGCAGAAGGAACACCCACCAUAUACAGCAUGUGUGUUUGCGGAAGGAGGUUCAGGGGUAUAUUUCCCGUACUUUUAAUUCUAUUUUCAUAUUUUACUUGGUAACUCUGAUCAGUUUACCAUAUUAAUGUAGUAGUUGUUAAGUUUUGUAACCGGCACGCUCUAAAUUAGUAGAUUGCAA